Messenger RNA from Aspergillus sclerotioniger CBS 115572, 686 nucleotides. RefSeq lists its product as uncharacterized. NCBI's taxonomy places the organism in Eukaryota, Fungi, Ascomycota, Eurotiomycetes, Eurotiales, Aspergillaceae. The record is from RefSeq and is a predicted model, not a curated record. The transcript is spliced from 2 exons. The coding region runs from base 371 to 592 and encodes 73 amino acids.
UUCAUGUUUCCUAAGCAAGUGUCAUCAUCAAUCAGCAUUAGUUAACUAGCAUCGUGGGCCGGUGGGCCUCCUGAACCCCCGCAGACAAACCCCCCACAGGGUAACACGGUCCGUUCGGCUGAAGUGUAGGCUGAUCCCUCGUUGCCUCGACGCAGCAGUAUACCAGGAAUAUUAUAAGUAGCUCCGGAUUGCCGCACUGCAGUCGGUGCUACCUGAUUAUACCCUUUGACUCCGUGUCCCUGCAUAAACCUAUUUUUGCAACCGACCCGUGAAUUGUCUUCUCUUGAAAAGGCGCCACCUCCCUUUCUAGUAUCUAGAAACCCAACACCAUAUCCAUCCAUCCAUCCACCCAUCUCUUCACACCGUCACAAUGUCUUUUGCCGUUCAGCUCGUCCGCCCAACCAUCCGCCACUUUUCUGUUCACCGUCCUCGGCCGGACUCUCGCACCGCCCGCUUCAUCACCGGUUCCUGUCUGAUCUCUGCGGUGGUGCUGCCGUUCGUACCUCCGGCUCUCGAGAGCUCUCGCGAAAAGAGCAAUGGAUAUCCCAACCAUAAUAAACCACACCCCCCGCUGUGCUUUCAUGCCCGCUAGUCUGUAUAUCCGAUCGGAUAUACCUGAGCGGGGUCGGUUCCGAACGACAACCCCUGGCGAUUAGGAACCGCCUUUUGAAGUUUCCCAUUUUUUU